Messenger RNA from Prorocentrum cordatum, 190 nucleotides. Lineage: Eukaryota; Dinophyceae; Prorocentrales; Prorocentraceae. The record is from the annotation of a GenBank genome assembly.
GGGACCGCCGUCGAUGCCCUCAAGGCCAAGCUUCAGGGGGAUUCAACCGCGGCCGAGAUCCUGACCCAGCGGUGCACGCAGACGCGGCUCGCUGGCGAAGGGAAGAAGCAAGCCCCCGUCCCCGACCGUCUCUCGAAGUCGUUCGAGGCCGUGUUCAGAGAGUUCCACGGUUGUGAGAAAGAAUGGGAAG